This is a messenger RNA of Lucilia sericata (common green bottle fly), 1650 nucleotides long. It is a transcript of the gene pelo, whose product is annotated as protein pelota. Lineage: Eukaryota; Metazoa; Arthropoda; Insecta; Diptera; Calliphoridae. The record is from RefSeq and is a predicted model, not a curated record. The coding region runs from base 330 to 1505 and encodes 391 amino acids. The transcript has 2 exons. Gene Ontology annotation, biological process: RNA surveillance; nuclear-transcribed mRNA catabolic process, non-stop decay; nonfunctional rRNA decay. Gene Ontology annotation, cellular component: cytoplasm.
GCAUUCAUAAUUUUUUUGACAACUAAAUUAAAUUUCAUCUUGUGCUGUUGGCUGAUUGAUUUUGGUGCUUUAAAUGCUGAUGCUGAUUGUUUUUGAGAAAAUGUCAAGACUUUUGGACAUUUUAAUGUAUUAAAGAGGAAAAAUAAAAUCUUUUGCUGCAAAUAACAUUUUCUCCUAAACAAAUGCUGAAAAACAUGUUGAAAACUUUUCAACGUCCACAGAGUAGUACGAUAAAACCACAAAAGUGACAUUAACCCAAAAACCCCGUGUGAUAGUAGUUGAGCAAAAGUGAUAAGUUAACAACAGAGCAAAGAAUAGACAACAUAAAAAUGAAGUUGGUUAGUAAAAAUAUGGAUAAAGGAGGUCAAGGCUCCGUGAUCCUGAUACCCGAAGAAUCUGAGGACAUGUGGCAUGCAUAUAAUCUGAUAUCUGAGGGCGAUAGUGUGCGCAGUACCACCAUACGUAAGGUGCAAAAUGAAACGGCCACUGGCUCCAGUACUAGUAGUCGCGUGCGUACCACUUUAACCAUAACCGUCGAAUCAAUAGAUUUCGAUACUCAGGCUUGUGUUUUACGUUUGAAGGGACGUAAUAUCGAGGAAAAUCAAUAUGUGAAAAUGGGUGCCUAUCAUACCCUAGAUUUAGAGCUGAAUCGGAAGUUUGAAUUACGCAAACCAGAAUGGGAUUCUAUAGCGUUAGAACGCAUUGAUAUGGCAUGUGAUCCUACACAAUCGGCUGAUGUUGCAGCCGUAGUCAUGCAGGAAGGUCUAGCCCAUGUUUGUCUCAUAACACCCAGCAUGACGUUGGUACGCAGUAAAAUCGAAGUGAAUAUACCGCGCAAACGAAAAGGCAACAUACAGCAACACGAAAAGGGUCUGGCCAAAUUUUAUGAAAGUGUUAUGCAAGGCAUAUUGAGGCAUGUCAACUUUGAGGUAGUCAAGUGUGUACUUAUAGCUUCGCCCGGCUUUGUUAGGGACCAAUUUUUUGAGUAUAUGUAUCAACAGGCUGUUAAAACCGAUAACAAAGUGUUGCUGGACAACAAAAGCAAAUUUAUGCUCGUACACUCUUCGUCUGGCUUCAAACAUGCUCUUAAAGAGGUGCUGCAAGAGCCAGCAGUAAUGUCGAAAAUCUCCGACACCAAGGCGGCCGGUGAGGUAAAAGCUUUAGAACAAUUCUACACCAUGUUACAGUGUGAACCGGCCAAGGCAUUUUAUGGCAAAAAACAUAUACUUAUGGCUGCCGAUAGCAUGGCUAUAGAGACUUUACUCAUCUCUGAUAAUCUGUUUCGUUGUCAAGACGUUCAACAGCGCAAGGAAUAUGUUCAACUGGUGGAAAAUGUACGUGACGCGGGUGGAGAUGUGAAAAUAUUUUCCAGUAUGCAUAUUUCGGGUGAACAAUUGGCUCAAUUGACCGGCAUAGCCGCCUUGUUGCGUUUUCCUAUGCCCGAACUGGAAGAGGACUCAGACGAUGAGGGCGACAAUGGUGCAGCUGACUCAGAUUCGGAUUAAGAGAUUGCGCGAGUGCUUUACUUUAAUUAAGUGCUGUAAAAUAAUUUAAAUAAGGGAUUUUUUCUAUUCAUUACUAAGUUUAUAAACUCGCAUGAACUUACAUUAGUUGCAGGUUUUUAUAUACAUAAACAAUUUUUUUAGCUAU